Populus euphratica (Euphrates poplar) is the source of this 3368-nucleotide messenger RNA. Its product is annotated as probable LRR receptor-like serine/threonine-protein kinase At1g29720. Lineage: Eukaryota; Viridiplantae; Streptophyta; Magnoliopsida; Malpighiales; Salicaceae. The transcript has 25 exons. The record is from RefSeq and is a predicted model, not a curated record. Gene Ontology annotation, biological process: protein phosphorylation. Gene Ontology annotation, molecular function: protein kinase activity; protein binding; ATP binding. The coding region runs from base 18 to 3098 and encodes 1026 amino acids.
AGUACGUACCUCAUGAAAUGAAAACUUAUUCAAGCUUCUUUCCUACUCGUGCACCCAACAUGUUCACGAUGCUUCAGCCUCCGCGUGGACUUCUUCAGUUUUGCCGAGUUAUGGUGGUCGUGAUCACUCUUUUCAGUUCUGCUACUUUGGUUGUCUCAUAUCAGUUACAUCCAGACGAAGUGACGGCGUUAAAACAAAUUGGCAAGACAGUACUGACGCAGGGUGGGCAACCCUUGGAGUUGGGCGAUGCUUGCAUCCAAGAUUCAGAAGCCAAUAGCACCACCCUAUGCAAUUGCACCCUCAACCUCAAUAAUGAUAGUUAUUGUCAUAUCACGUCAUUAUCUCUCAAAACGCUCAGUCUUCAAGGCAAGCUCCCAUUUGAAACGGUCAACCUUACAUAUCUCAAAUAUCUUGACCUAACUCGCAACUACAUUUCUGGCAAUAUUCCUGAGGAAUGGGCUUCAAUGAAACAUUUGACAUACCUCUCACUUACAUCCAAUCACUUGUCAGGAAAUAUUCCUUGGUACUUGGGAAGUUUUCGUAGCCUGACUUACUUGUCCCUUGAAGCAAAUCAGUUUUCUGGUACUAUUCCUUAUCAGCUUGGUGAUCUUGUCAACUUAACAGACCUGAUACUUUCCUCCAAUCAGUUGGAGGGAACCUUGCCAAAAACUCUCGCUAAGCUAAACUUGACUAAUUUUCGUGCAAGUGAUAAUAAUCUUAGUGGCAGAAUACCUGAUUUCAUUGGGAACUGGACUAAUCUUAAUAGACUUGAAUUAUACGCAAGUGGACUACAAGGGCGCAUACCUACUGCCAUUCUUUCUUUAAAGAAGCUGACAGAUUUGAGGAUCACUGAUAUGUCUGGACCAGAGUCUAAUUUACCCAACAUCCCCCCCAGAGUGAAGAAAUUGGUUUUGCGAAACAUCAGUUUAACUGGUGUGAUCCCAACAGAUGUGUGGACAUCGGAUUCUCUGAAAACGCUGGAUUUAACUUUCAACAAGUUGGAAGGAGGAAUUCCUGGAGAUGCAAAAUCAUAUGAUUUUAUGUUUUUAAGUGGAAACGAGCUGACUGGAAGUGUCCCAAACUCAUUUAUCAACUCAGGCAACAAAAUUGAUCUUUCCUACAAUAACUUUUCACGGCUGCCAAGCUGUCAAGAUGCCCAGGAUAUAAACACGUACAGGAGUUCAUUCAUCAAGAAUAACUUAAGGGGACUUCUUCCAUGCUCAGACAUGCUUGAGUGCCCCAAAAGUUAUCGUUCAUUCCAUGUAAACUGUGGUGGACCGGAUGAAACCAGUGGGAGUAUCUUGUAUGAAGGUGACGAAAGCAUUAAAGGUGAUGCUGCUACGAUUUAUUCCAAUAAAAAAUCAAACUGGGGAUUCAGCAACACUGGAGAUUUUAUGGAUGAUGAAGCUAAAAGCCCCGGAUUUAUACUUCGUUCAAACUACUCGACUGAACCGUUGUUUUCUACAGCACGCAGAGCUGCCAUCUCUCUCACUUAUUAUGGAUAUUGUCUAGAAAAUGGGACGUACACUGUUAAACUCGACUUUGCUGAGAUACAAUUCACAGGUGACGAAUUGCACAAAAGAGUUGGAAAACGCUUUUUUGACAUUUAUAUUCAGGGGAAACUAGAGGAAGAAGAUUUUAAUAUUGAGGAGGCUGCUAAUGGAUCUUACAAAACUUCUAGAGUAUUCAAUGCCAUUGUGACAGACACUACCUUGGAGAUCCGUUUAUACUGGAAUGGAAAAGGGACUACUUGUAUUCCAAAAAGAGGAAAUUACGGUCCUCUUAUUUCUGCAAUAACUGUAUGCUCAGGCCAGACAACAUAUUGUCCAGAACCUGGAGAAGCAAGUAAAAUACCUAUCGUGGUUGGAGUUGUCACUUCAGCCUUACUCCUUGUUUUCUUGGUAAUGGGUGUCAUUUGUUGGAAAUUCUAUUUUAGAGACAAGUUCAUGAGAGAACGAGAUCUCAAGGGGCUAGAUCUGAAAACUGGUUCCUUCACUUUGAGGCAGCUGAGAGCUGCCACUAACAAUUUUGAUUCUGCUGAAAAAAUUGGAGAAGGUGGAUUUGGCUCCGUGUACAAGGGUAAAUUGUCAGAUGGAACUCUCAUUGCUGUUAAGCAGCUAUCUCCUAAAUCCAGGCAAGGAAACCGAGAAUUUGUGAAUGAAAUAGGCAUGAUAUCUGGUUUACAGCAUCCCAAUCUUGUAAAGCUUUAUGGAUGCUGUAUUGAAGGAGAUCAGUUGCUUCUGGUGUACGAAUACAUGGAAAACAACUCCCUCGCCAAAGCACUUUUUGCUACAGGUUCAGAAACAAGUUUUCUGAUGCUGGAUUGGCCAACAAGAUAUAAGAUAUGUGUUGGAAUAGCCAGAGGUUUAGCAUUUCUCCAUGAAGAAUCUGCAAUCAGGAUUGUUCACAGAGACAUCAAAGGUACAAAUGUAUUACUGGACAAAGAUCUAAGUGCCAAGAUAUCAGACUUUGGACUAGCUAAGCUCAAUGAAGAGGAGAACACUCACAUUAGCACUCGUGUUGCUGGAACCAUAGGAUAUAUGGCUCCAGAAUAUGCGCUGUGGGGUUAUUUAACAGACAAAGCAGAUGUUUAUAGUUUUGGAGUUGUUGCUUUAGAAAUUGUCAGUGGAAGAAGUAAUUCGAGUUACAGGACAACAAAUGAAUUCGUAUGUCUUCUUGACUGGGCCCAUGGACUGCAAAAAAAGAGAAAUUUAAUGGAGAUAGUGGACCCAAAGCUGCAGUCUGAAUUCAACAAGGAAGAGGCUGAGAGGAUGAUCAAAUUGGCUCUCUUAUGCACCAAUGCAUCUCCAUCUCUAAGGCCUGCAAUGUCAGAAGUGGUGAGCAUGCUUGAAGGACAGACCACCAUCCAGGAGAUGAUCUCAGAUCCUAGCAUUUAUGGUGAUGAUUUACACUCCAAACGUCUCGAAGGCCACUAUCAGCAGGUCAUGGACCAGAGUUUAAACAGCACACAAGACCUCUUUCCUCCAUCUGAUAAAUCAUGGAUUGGAAAUUCCUCUACAUCUGCCCAUGAUCUUUACCCCAUCAAUCCCGAGUCCAUAAAUUUAAACAUCAGUGAAACCUCGUCUUUAAUUGAAUAAAGCCAAAGACAUGCUUGGAGCUUCGUUUGUAAUCAUAUAAUGAUGAUACUGAGGAUCAAUAUUUAGACGUCUACACAACGUCUUGUUGCUUACCAUCCAUCUUGGUAUGCUUAUGGAUUUAUAAUUCUAUAUAAUGUAAACGGUCUAUGGAAUCUAUCUCCGUGGUUGUGAGAAUUCAGAGCCGCAGACACUUUUCCUGGCCAAUGAUUAAUACUUCCGAUUUAUGGGGAUGGAUAUUAUGAAUAUUUUUAAUAAAAUUUAAAUUUAAAG